AUGCACAAUCUCGAGGAGGUGGCGGCCGCGGCCGGAAACGUGGUCGGGGUCGUGGAAGAGGAGAAAACGGCGGUGCCCGUACGGUACCAGGUUCAGGGAGUUAGCCUUCUCUCCUCCGUGCUACGUGGUCCCGUCACUCUUGUUGUACGAGCUGAACCACAUGUAUGGGAUCUCGGAUUAGGUUACAAGUGCGGCCUCAACCACCACAUGAUUCGAUUCAUAUUGGUUCAGAACAGACAAGGAAAAACACGUUUAUCCAAAUGGUACGUGCCGUUCGAGGACGACGAGAAGGUUCGGCUUCGAGGAGAGGUCCACAGAUUGGUUGCUCCCAGGGACCAAAAGUACCAAUCCAAUUUUGUGGAAUUCCGAAACUACAAGGUCGUAUACAGGAGAUACGCUGGGUUGUUCUUCUGCGUAUGUGUAGACGCCAACGACAAUGAGCUAGCAUACCUUGAAGCCAUCCACCUAUUUGUCGAAGUCCUUGAAUGUUGUGAGCUUGACCUUGUCUUCAACUUCUACAAGGUCUACGCUAUUCUUGACGAGUGUUCCUUGCGGGCGAGAUUGAGGAAACCAGCAAGACGUUGUCAUGGCACGAUUGGAGGAGCUGGAGAAAUUAGAAUGAGCCUGGGCCUAGGAAAUUUGGACCCCGUACACUACAUUAUCUUAAUAUGUACAACCAUGUGCGUUCCGCGCCAUUAG
Messenger RNA from Rhizoctonia solani, 699 nucleotides. RefSeq names its product clathrin adaptor complex small chain. Gene Ontology annotation, molecular function: clathrin-cargo adaptor activity. Gene Ontology annotation, biological process: protein transport; clathrin-dependent endocytosis. NCBI's taxonomy places the organism in Eukaryota, Fungi, Basidiomycota, Agaricomycetes, Cantharellales, Ceratobasidiaceae. The coding region runs from base 1 to 699 and encodes 232 amino acids. Gene Ontology annotation, cellular component: AP-2 adaptor complex; intracellular membrane-bounded organelle. The record is from RefSeq and is a predicted model, not a curated record. The transcript is spliced from 8 exons.